Molecule: messenger RNA, 2571 nt
Organism: Nasonia vitripennis (jewel wasp)
Lineage: Eukaryota; Metazoa; Arthropoda; Insecta; Hymenoptera; Pteromalidae
Gene: DLC-A
Product: dynein light chain A
Biological process (GO): microtubule-based process; cilium assembly
Cellular component (GO): cytoplasmic dynein complex
Molecular function (GO): dynein light intermediate chain binding; dynein intermediate chain binding
Source: RefSeq, marked validated
AUGCUCGGCAGCAGUUCUGGCGGCGUGACUUCUCGCCAGUCUCCGAAACAGCAGAGAGCUGAGAGCAGAAUAUCAUCAGGCAGAGCGGUGCUUUUCUCGACUUUUCGCGGCCACCCAAUCAACAGCGAGAGAGACAGUCGUCCUCAGGACUCGCACUCCGCAGCCCAGGUCUCUUGAAAUUCACAAGUGCGCGUGUCCUAUCACACGCUUCCGGCAAAUUAUUUCGUGAAGAGGAGCUCGUCGCAGCAGCAGCAGCAACAGCAGCAGAGUACUCAAGAUGUCGGACCGCAAGGCAGUGAUCAAGAACGCCGAUAUGUCGGAGGAGAUGCAGCAGGACGCCGUCGACUGCGCGACCCAGGCUCUUGAGAAGUACAAUAUCGAGAAGGAUAUUGCCGCCUACAUCAAGAAGGAGUUUGACAAAAAGUACAACCCUACAUGGCACUGUAUCGUUGGACGAAACUUUGGCAGUUAUGUGACGCAUGAAACAAGACACUUCAUCUACUUUUAUUUAGGCCAGGUGGCUAUCCUCUUGUUCAAGAGUGGAUAAGCCGAUCGCUCAAGAUUUUUCGUAAAAUCUCUGUACUCUUUCUCUUUUUUAUCUUUCAUAAUUUCCCUUUAGACCAUGCUCAAUACUCCUCCACCGUUCUAUCUCUCUCUGGAUCUCUUUCUCCUUCUGUCGAGCUAUCUUUCACCGACUGUCUAGUCUCUGCUCUUGUUUGUCCUUGGACCAAUGCGGUUCAGGCUGUCUUACUUGCAAAUAAAUCCCAGUAGCCAAAUCCUUUUGAUCAUUGAUUGUUUUACACUGCGAAGCAACUGUAUUCUUGUGCAUGUAUGAUGAGGGUGAUAUUCCGUAGGUCUAUGGUUCAAGGGCAAUUAUUUGAAGAGAGGAAGAAACAAUUUUAAGAGACAACCCGAUCAAGACUGUUUUUCACAAGCUAGAAGGUAGAACGGAUUUAUAAGAGAAAGAGAAUGGAGGCAGAUUUAGAGGUGCGCAAAAGGGAAUGGAAUGAUAAAUCGACAUACUACUUUACAUGUUAAAAUGUAUUUGUGUAUGCCACAAGUUUGUUGUGUUCUUGUUUAUUAAACUAGGCAUAUUCGUGUGCAUAUAAGGUUGGGUUUGGCACUGGCGCUGUUUUAACAAUCUAAUUACUAGUUUAACUAGUUUAAAUUGUAUGCAUCGAUCCAUUGAUUAAAGGCAUGUCUCGUUUUAAAAUUUUGAAACAAGCCAACAACCAAUUCACCUAUUUUUCUUUGUUUGCAAAAUUUUGUUACAAAGUGCAUUUGAUAGAAGGAUAAUUAUAUUUAAAAAAAAAUGCAAAUUUAUAAAGAUAAAAAAUUCCAUCCUUUUUUUAUAAAAUAUAUAUUUAAAUAUUUUUAUCUACAAACUAUGUAAUCCACUCUUACUGGUCUAUGCAAAAUUCAGAAAGAGAUAAAAAUAUACAUUAUUAUAUAUGUACUGAUUUUUAUUCUAUUGGAGAAGAAAAAGAAAACACUAGAACAAAAAUGCAAAAUUUUUCUGGUAUCUUUCCACUUUCAUCCAUAGCUACCACACAUUCUUCUCGCUUUGAAGCGUGAAUUAUUGUCACGAGUAUUGAAUAAUUAUAAUACCAUAGAAUUAUGUAUAUACAUAUAUACAUACAUAUACCUAAGCGCGCGCAUAACAUCUAUAUACAAUGAGAUAAAAUUUAUACAUUGUGCAAUUUGUGCAUCAAAAUAAAUGGAAACACUAACGCUCUGUUACGUGCGUUAUGUGACGACAGCUAAUCGGAGUUUCGCCUUAUAUGAUAUUCUAUACUGCAGACUUGGUAGUUGUUAAAAUAGAGAGAUUCAUUGUGAUUUGUGUAUCCGACAAAAAAACAAAAAAAAAUGUGUAAUCAUACCAGCAAUGGUUUCCAUUUGUCGUCGUCGUCGUCGUCGUCAACUUUGAAAAGAAAAAAUCUUGCAAAUUCUCUAAUUUGACAAUCUGUUCCGAUUAUCUGACGAGUUCAAUCAACAUAUUAUACAUACAUUCAAAGGAAGAAAUCGAAAGGGUGAAAAGAGAUUGAAAAAGUGAAUAAAAAUUUUGUGUAUCGCACGUUAUAAAUAUAUACUAUUGUUUUCAAUCAACGAUCACAUUAUAACUUAUUUGCUUCUACACGCGCGUUUUCCAGCCGAAAGAAAGCGAAAUUUCAAAAGAAUACGAUUCUGUAUAUAAAACUGCAUGAAAAAAAGUUCGAAAAAAUAAGGGUAAGGCAUUUUGUGAUAACGUUUUUGGUUAGCAAGGUAAUUUUAAAGAGCACCCGCACAUUUGUACGAGUCGAAAAUGGAAAGGAAAAGUAUAACAAAAAAAAGGAAGAAAAGAAAAACUAGAUCAACGAUUAUGUAUUCACGGAAAAAACAUUUAUGCAUGCGAGCAUGGCGUAAGAUCUCAUAGAAUCCUCUCGCUUUCGAGCUCUAUAGGUAUGUAUGCAUUGAUGGCUCUCGCGCGAGCGCACGCCGAUUUCCUGCUUUUCGAGGGAACGCGCGAGCAGCAUGUGCGUGGGUGUACUGUGUAUACGUAAAACAAAAUAAAGGGAAAGAAAAGAAAAUCAA